This is a messenger RNA of Colletotrichum higginsianum IMI 349063, 432 nucleotides long. RefSeq lists its product as uncharacterized. The record is from RefSeq and is a predicted model, not a curated record. The coding region runs from base 1 to 432 and encodes 143 amino acids. The transcript is spliced from 2 exons. NCBI's taxonomy places the organism in Eukaryota, Fungi, Ascomycota, Sordariomycetes, Glomerellales, Glomerellaceae.
AUGGACUCAGGAAACAGUCGUGAACCGAAGAGGAGGGAGAGAGAAUACCAGAAAAAGCUCGAAGAGAUGCUCCAGAAACAGCAGGAAGAAGAAGCAGAGGAGGAGAGACAGAGACAGCAGCAAGGUUCCAUCACUUUCUCCAGUAGCUCUUCCAGUGGUGACUCCUCCGACGGUCCUCCCGGCAGCCCUCCCAACAACCCCUCCGGCACCGUUUCUGACAAGGCGGCAACCAGUCAGGCAAAGGGUAUUGAGGGCGAUUAUCAAUCUGGCUCCUCGGACAACAGCCUCCCCCCCAAGAAGAAGGAGAAGAAGGAGAAGAAGAAAUUGGUCCGGUUCACAGAUGGCCACGACGUAAUGAACGCUUCGAAUGCCGACGACAGAGACAACAAGGGCGGCAAGGACGGCAAGGACGGCAAGGACAGUAAAUAUUAA